Messenger RNA from Sander lucioperca (pikeperch), 2040 nucleotides. RefSeq names its product solute carrier family 38 member 8b (gene slc38a8b). Bases 291 to 1619 code for a protein of 442 amino acids. Lineage: Eukaryota; Metazoa; Chordata; Actinopteri; Perciformes; Percidae. Gene Ontology annotation, biological process: amino acid transmembrane transport. The record is from RefSeq and is a predicted model, not a curated record. The transcript is spliced from 10 exons. Gene Ontology annotation, molecular function: amino acid transmembrane transporter activity.
GAGAGAGAGGCAAACAUACUCACUUUAGUGACAAAUUUGUCACCUUAGAGUGAAAUGUUUAAUAGUCAAAAUGUCCAAUUAGACCAUGUGAGUCGUGUGUGCGCGUGGGUGUAGGCUAUAUAUUUGCGUGGUUGCCCACUCUGCAGGUUUACUUGUCAAGAAACUCAGAAGAAUGAACAAAAUAGCUGGACUACUUUGGAAGAGUUAGUUGUGUUGAAAAUAUUUCUUGAAAAGUGUCAUUUAAAGUCUCUCCUCCCGGUGUUGUGAGUCUCGGAGCUUUGUUCAGGAUCAUGGAGGAACUGGCCCGGGAGAGCAUCAGCCUGCUGGCCCGGUCUGCGUCUCACGCGGACUCGCCGCGGCUCGGCUCGUUCGGCGCGGUGUUCAUCAUGCUGAAGUCUGCGCUGGGAGCCGGACUGCUUAACUUCCCCUGGGCUUUCCAAAAGGCGGGAGGAGUGACCACCGCCGUCAGUGUGGAGCUGGUUUCACUGGUCUUCCUCAUCAGUGGUUUGGUCAUCCUCGGCUAUGCCUCAUCAGUCAGCAGACAGAAGACGUAUCAGGACGUGGUGAGAGAGGUGUGUGGAGGAGCUGUGGGUCAACUCUGUGAAGUCUGUUUUUGCUUCAACCUCUUCAUGAUAUGUGUCGCCUUCCUGGUGGUGGUUCAGGACCAGCUGGAGAAAUUGUGUAUUUCUUUAUAUCAGACGGUGACUGGGUCCAGUGAGGGAGAGAUGCCGUAUCACUGGUACACUGACCAACGAUUUGCCCUCUUCAUCAUGUGCCUCUUCAUCAUCCUACCCCUGUCCAUCCCAAAAGAAAUCGGCAUCCAGAAAUACACAAGUGUGUUGGGGACGCUGGCUGCUACGUAUCUGUGUGCGGCAGUGAUUGUCAAAUAUUACCUGAUGGAGAGCCACGAUGCUAUAAUAACUCCAGAGCACAGCCAAGGUGUAAGUUCGUGGGGUUCAAUGUUCAGUGUUGUGCCGACCAUCUGCUUUGGCUUCCAGUGCCAUGAAGCCUGUAUUGCCAUCUACAGCAGCAUGGAGAACCAGAAGCUCUUCCACUGGGCGGUCAUCUCUGUGGUCUCCAUGUUUUUCUGUUUACUCAUCUACACUCUAACCGGUGUGUAUGGCUUCUUGACGUUCGGACGGACGGUUGCCUCCGAUAUUUUGAUGUCAUAUCCAGGAGAUGAUGUGGUCAUAAUCAUUUCCAGACUACUUUUUGGAAUAUCAAUCAUCACCAUUUAUCCUAUUAUUCUUCUUCUGGGGAGAUCUGUCAUCCUGAACCUGACGCUGCGUAUUCAAAGACGUCGUUUGGGAAUCGUCACUCAUUCAUUUGAGAGUCGCUGCAGAGUCGUUCUCACUGUGAUCUGGAUCACCAUCACUCUUCUCAUUGCCAUGUUUGUCCCUGACAUGGGGGAUGUCAUCAGUGUCAUUGGAGGAAUCAGUGCCUUCUUCAUCUUUAUUUUUCCUGGUCUUUGCUUAGUGUUCACAAUGCAAACUGAAUCUGUGUCUCCAAGAGUCAGGGUGAUUUUAACAGUUUGGGGAGUCAUAACCAUUGUAGUUGGAGCCUUUAUCUUCGGACAGAGCACAACCAUCGCUGUCAUGGAGCUUUGCCACAAAUUCUGAAUUUCACGUUAUCAUAUCACCACUACAUUAUCUGUAGCAGCUGCUUCACUGUGACUUCACAGCGCUUUUUGCACAACUGAAAAAUGCAUUUGUAAAGGUGGUUUUUAGUUGUACAUAUGAUCCUUAUCAAGGUCUUACACGAACUGGAUAUAGAAUAUAUUUGCUAUGUGAGAAUGUAAUAUUUAUGUGUGUAUGAUUGGAUUAUUGGAAUAUUGGAUAUUAAUUGAUUGUUAAUGGACAAGUAUAUAAUGUCAAAGAGAAUAAUGCAUUGUUAGGUAUUUAAUUGCUAAGUAUGUGUAGAAGUAGUAUUGUUUGAAUAUAUGUAUCUGUUUUGUUAUUUAAUUUGGUCUGCCAAUAAUAUACUUAUAGUAUAUUAAAUGAGAAAUCACUAAGUGUGUCCUCUUUGAGUCUUCAUCUGUAC